Mizuhopecten yessoensis (Yesso scallop) is the source of this 1135-nucleotide messenger RNA. RefSeq names its product aminoacyl tRNA synthase complex-interacting multifunctional protein 1-like. The record is from RefSeq and is a predicted model, not a curated record. The transcript is spliced from 7 exons. Lineage: Eukaryota; Metazoa; Mollusca; Bivalvia; Pectinida; Pectinidae. Bases 81 to 1052 code for a protein of 323 amino acids. Gene Ontology annotation, molecular function: tRNA binding.
GAUUCCGAAUUUAGUGUGCUUCACGUACUUCCUUUUUCAAAAACGUGUACUCGUCUUAUGAAAGUUGAUCAAACUUGUAUAUGAGUUUGUUUGGUAGUAUAAGGAUGGCUUCUGCAUCAGUAUUGCGGCGACUAACACAACGAGCUGACGAAGCAGAGAAAAUCAUCACUGAACUGAAAGCUACCAUAGAACUUUUGAAGGAUAAGGCUGCUGUCGUUGAAAGUAAACCUGAGGAAAAAAGACUGCAACAGGACAAUGCAAAGCUUAGAAAGGAAAUUGAUGCCUUAAAAAUCCAGCUUGUUCUCUCCGAAGUGAGAAAUGGAGUGACACAGGUUGCCCUGCCUUCCCAGGCAGUGGUUGCCCAGUGUGUAGACAAGGCGAAAGCCAAUGCCCAGCCCUCAGCACCAACCGCUGACAAGAAGGCAGAAGUGCUUGAGCAAUCUGAAAAAGUCAAAGACAAUAAAAAAUCCAACAAAAAAGGCAAGGAGGCUGCCAAUUCUGGUGAAGCCAAGUCAAAGAAGGGCAAAGCAGCCACAUCUGGUCCUGCUGAGCCAGAAAAGAUGGAUAUUUCCCGAUUGGAUUUACGUGUGGGAAAAAUUGUAGAAGUAGAAAAACAUCCAGAUGCAGACACACUGUACAUAGAAAAGGUGGAUGUCGGGGAGGAGCAGCCGCGAACUGUCGUGUCUGGACUGGUCAAGCACGUCACCCUGGAGGAGAUGCAAAACAGAGUUGCUGUGUUUAUGCUAAACCUGAAACCUGCCAAAAUGAGGGGAGUGCUGUCCCAGGCUAUGAUAAUGUGUGCCAGCAGUCCUGAGAAAGUGGAGAUACUCAAUGUACCCCAGGGAGCUCAGAUAGGGGACAAGGUUGUGGCUGAAGGCUACUCAGGUGAACCAGAUGCAAUUUUAAAUCCAAAGAAAAAGGUGUGGGAGGCCUUGAAGCCAGACCUUAGAACAAAUGGUGAUCGAGUCGCUACCUGGAAAGGUGCUCCAUUAAAAAUAGAAGGAAAGGGUCAAAUUGUAGCCCCAACGUUGGGUGAUGUACAGAUCCAGUAGGAUUUGGAGGAUCAGCAAUUUUUUGAAUUAUGUAAACAUACCUAAAAUUCAAUAAAACAAGGACCGUUUUAUGGUCAAGCAGC